GCCCCCAAUAUUCCCAUCGCUUCCUCCCCAAUUUUUGAAGACAACCACCGCCUGCCAAAUACCACCAUCUGCCCUCGCCAAUCUCGUUCACCACCACCCUCAAUUCCCUGCAAUAUUUCAUCACCACCGCCAGCCCUCCACCGAUCUCGUUCACCACCACCCCCAAUUCCCUGCAAUAUUUCGCUGGCCCCUGUCUUCGCCGACCUCUCCAUACCCGUCAACCCCUGCCUUCAAUUGAAUUUCUUUGGUUUUUAUCCUUCACCAUGAAUUUUGAAGAAGAUUCCAUGAUUUUCUUUGGGAAAAAGGUCCAAUUACAAAGACAACAAUGAUUUCUCGCCAAUUUUUGAAGAAGACGCCCUCUCCAAUUUUGAAGACGCCAUGAUUUCUCACCAUGAAUUGUGCGAGCUCUAAUUAAUUUCUAUCAAUUUGUUAAUCUCUCACCAUUAAUUUCUAUCAAUUUUUGAGAAAGGGGUGUGUUUUGUUGUGUUGGACCCCGCACCACCGCCUGAAUUUGUAUUGUCAUUCGUAGCUACUUCAAUUUUUUUUUGAGAAUCUUCCAAUCUUCCGCAUCUUAAUUAGACUAAUUAAUGGGAUUUUUUUGGGUACACAAUCUAAGCAGACUGCAAGUCAUUACAGAAAGAGUGUGUGUGUUUUUUUUUUUUUUGAGCAGAAAGAGUGUGUUUAAUUAGUAUACAUUCUUGUGGUUCUUCUUCUUCGCCUCACUCUACUCCAUUUUGUUUCUUUUUCUAGUUCUUCCUCCCCUCAUCUUAUUCUACUGCAAUUGAGUGGUGGUGGUGGUAGUAGUGACGGUGGCGACGGAGGACGGUUGUUGGUUGAGAGAGAGUGUGAAUGGCAUCGACAUUGCAGCCCACUUCUCUUUUAGGGAUAUUUUAGACAUUUAAGCUAAUCUCAUGAUAGCAGCGCCUGUUAUCAAACGGACUUAGUACAUUUGCGAGCUUUUAAUAGUUUCCUACCAAACACACAGCCCUCGAUUCAUUACUGGCCCAAACCCAGCAACAUUUUCUUGAGUUUGGGCAAAUGGCCUUAUCUCAACCAAGUUUUCAAAAUUCAUUUAACAAAAUGUGUGCAUCUUUAUAUCUUUAAGAGUUUUAUAGUAUUAGUUAUUGCGUAAGUCGAUGUUCAUAUGUCAUUAUUUAUACGUGUAUUUAUUUAUAUUGCAAAUAUAAUAUUGUCAAGAUAAAUAUAUUAGUUAAUUUUUUUAAAUAAUUUUUUGAGUUCCACUGUCCCGAAAUUAUUCGCAUCCGAAUAAGCUGAUAACUCAAUAGAGCUGGCAUGAAAUAUAUAUGAUGGGUUGGCCCAAUUGUGACCCUAAUCCUAACCCUUAAAUUUUUACUCUUUUCUUAAUUUCAAAUUUCAGAACACAGUGGAACACGGAAUAAAAAAGGUUAAGGUUCCAGUAAUGGCGACGCUUCCAGUUGAUGCCGACGGCGAAUUUGGUGUGGAAAUAAGAGAUGAUCCGCCUGCUCACAUGCUGAUGAAGGUUCAAUCUUUUUCAAAACUUUGGAAGCAUGGAAUCAAGAAACAAGAAUCAAGGGAAUUUGUUGCUGGAAAUUAUAAAUGGAGGCUCAUAAUAUAUCCCCAAGAAGGCGAUGAUAAAAUUUCUGUGUAUUUAUCGAUGGCCGGCACUAAGUCUCUGCCUGUAGGAUGGGAGGUUAAUGCCCAAUGCAGCAUCCUUUUGCGCAAUGAGAUCUCAAACUAUUAUGUUUGUUUCCGUGGAAAAGCACGGCACUUUGAUGCAACGAGUUGUAGAUGGGGGUUUUCCAUUUCCAAGAAAAUGUUAAAUAAGUUUGACCUUAUUGUUGAUGACACCUGCUGCUUUGGAGCUGAAGUUUUUCUCGACCCCAAAGCGCUUGUCAAUGAAUGUUUGAGCUUGCUUGAUUGGAAGAUUACAAACUUCUCCAAAUUGAAAGGUGUUUGGACUUCUGAAGAGUUCCCUGCUGGUGGUCUCCGAUGGAAGGUGAUGCUCUUUCCAAAUGGGAAUCUUGAUGCAGAAGGCGUUAGUGUCUCCAUGUAUUUGGAGUGUGUUGAGGCCAUGACCUUUUCUCCUCAUGAAAAAGUGAAGGCGGACUUCUGCCUUUGCAUUAGAAACAAACUGCCUCAUGCUCACAUCACCAGAAACACGUCUCAUUGGUUCACAGCUGGUGAAAAUGAUUGGGGAUUCACUAACAUGAUCCCAAUCAGUGAUAUGAAUGACCCAAGCAAAGGCUUCCUCAUUAACGACUGCUGCUUUCUUGAGGCACAACUCUCCGUGCAAGAUGUUGUUCGUACGUCUAAAAACGUCAAGGGCCUUGAUGAUUGAAUGAUACUUAGGAUUUUGAACUUCCUCCUUUUUUUUCCUUUUUUUUUUGUGGCUAUGAAGCAUAAUUAUAUAUAUGGUUAGAAUGCUAUUUCACCGUGUUUGAAUUAUGGGACGAUGUGUUUGAAUUGGUAGUGGUUGGUUUUGUUAGAAUGUUUUAGCUAUUAGCUAGUGCGUGUCUAUGUUUGUGUGUGUAUAAUUAUUUGUAACUAAUGAAUCGUAAUAUCCACCCUAAUGAAUCAACACUUCCAGAUAA
Messenger RNA from Salvia miltiorrhiza (redroot sage), 2573 nucleotides. RefSeq lists its product as uncharacterized. The coding region runs from base 1421 to 2320 and encodes 299 amino acids. Gene Ontology annotation, molecular function: protein binding. The record is from RefSeq and is a predicted model, not a curated record. The transcript has 6 exons. NCBI's taxonomy places the organism in Eukaryota, Viridiplantae, Streptophyta, Magnoliopsida, Lamiales, Lamiaceae.